Messenger RNA from Fusarium coffeatum, 360 nucleotides. RefSeq lists its product as uncharacterized. Lineage: Eukaryota; Fungi; Ascomycota; Sordariomycetes; Hypocreales; Nectriaceae. The coding region runs from base 1 to 360 and encodes 119 amino acids. Gene Ontology annotation, molecular function: nucleic acid binding; zinc ion binding. The record is from RefSeq and is a predicted model, not a curated record. The transcript is spliced from 2 exons.
AUGGGUGUCACAAAUAAGCGAACAAUCACCAAGACACGACGCAAGACUCGAGAUGUCGACCAAGUCAAGGCCGAUAUGCUGUCACCCAAGCAUUUGAAGCAAUUCAUGGAGACCAAGGCUGCCGAGGAUCUUCCUGGUCUUGGACGCCACUACUGCGUCGAGUGUUCCAAGUGGUUUGAGACAGAUGCUACCCUGAUUUCGCACCAAAAGGGAAAACCUCACAAGCGAAGAGCCAAGCAAAUUGCCGAGGGUCCCUACACUCAGAAGGAGGCUGAGGCGGCUGUCGGCUUGCGAACAGACAACGGCGACCGAACGCGCACUCUUGCCGACGACGACGACGAUGUUGCCAUGGAUGCUUAA